This is a messenger RNA of Lodderomyces theae, 3705 nucleotides long. RefSeq lists its product as uncharacterized. Bases 1 to 3705 code for a protein of 1234 amino acids. The transcript has a single exon. The record is from RefSeq and is a predicted model, not a curated record. Lineage: Eukaryota; Fungi; Ascomycota; Pichiomycetes; Serinales; Debaryomycetaceae.
AUGGGCCUCAUAGAUUCGGUUUACAGAGUACUUACUCGAAGUAACAGCGAUGUUACGCAUCCGCCGUCUCAUGAUGUGCAUAAAAAUAUACACUCAAAUGUUAGAGAAGGAGCUGGUGCUUAUGGUCCUAAAACACCAACAAAGAACCUCAAGCAUGACCGCGGAGGAGCCACACCUAGAAUUUACAAGACUCCCAACACUGGUGAUCAAUUCAAGUUACGAAACCUGGUCUCAUCUCAGAAAAGUAAACCCGUGUCGGAACCAAGUAAGAAGGCAAGUAUCAACUCUACCAAUGCCGUUAAUGUGGGAACUACAGAUUCACCAAUACAUCGACCAACCAACCAUUCUAAAAAGACAAUCACUACGGAUGAUGGACAAAAUCGAUACCCUAAUCAAACUUUACCCACAAUUGCUAACCUACUAAACACUGAGGCUUUACUACCGCAUAAAAAGAUUUCACAAAGGCUACAGGAUGUUGUUACUGAGACAAGAGACUACAGCUCUCAUGAACAGCAAGAAUCAAAUGAGAAUGAGAAUGAAAUAGAAGAGACAUUUGACAAGUUGACUGAAUUGGCUGAGCAGCAAAUUGUUCGGAUGAGAGAUUUGAGUUCUGUUCUUGAAGCAGAAGAUCAGCUAGAUCGAAUGCUGGUCAUUGGAGAGACUGCAUUGAGAGCUGCGAAAGUCGCAGAUAAUACCGAGGAAGAUUCCACUCGAUCGUACUCAGUUUCGAACGCAUCACCGAAGCGGUCAAAGCGAAAUCAACAAGAUUCAUCAAGACUGCAGAAACGACAUAAACCUGGAAAGCAAGAUCUACCGUCAAAAAAUCAACUGCAAGCACAUUUACAAACGGACUCCUCAAAAGAUAACGAGGCAACAAAAGAGCAAAUUACCAACACCCGUGAAGAAGUUUUGAUCGACACAACAUCUACCAUCACCCCACCACAUGGCUCACCGUCCGUAUCUCACGGUAUAAGCAAACAAGGUACAGCAACAACUACCCCAAAACUAUCGAAUAAGCGCCAGAGUGUGUCUGAAACCAUUGACUUGUCAAUAUUUGAUCUGGAUGACGACACAUCUCCAGAACCUGACAAUAAACCCAAGCAUCAAUCGGCACCAAAACGGAAGGAAACAAUGGCGCAGAAAUUGAAGAGGCUAAAGGAGACCCGUAGAGCAACCAAAAGGAAGCAUCCAUCGAAAGAACGCAUAGAGAAGAGAAAGAGGAAAACCAAUGCAAACAAAGCCAAACUGUCUCUUAGUGACAUUGAGUCUAUGCCUAUACGUGCCUCAAUUGUGAUACUGGAAGGUGAGCGCAAAUCCCCAAAAAGUCGUAUUGCUGAAGCACCAAAGCGUCCAACUCCUGAUUCACAAGGGAGUCCAAUCCUUAAACAACCUCCCAGCCCAGUUCUUCGAGCUUUACUCGAUUCAUGUGCAGACAAUCAGCUGACUUCGUCGGAUGAACCGGUAAGUAAUUACGAUAACUCGUCACUUGCUACUGAAAUCAAUCGAGAAGGCCCAGUAAAGACUCUUGCGCAGGACACUCCACUCAGUCAAUACCUGGAGAAUGGUAUACACGGCCAGGUGACAUCUCAGCAUUUUACGAGUAGUAGGACCGUGCUCGAAAUCAAUGCCACGAAGCAAUCAAGGCCAAAUUUCACUGGUGAGAUUGUUGAGACUCGACGAAACAAGAAAUUCAGUGCCGCUGCUCUUUUGAGUCUCUUUUUCGGCGAGCCAAAACCCACACGGCCAUCGGAAGAAGCAAACGAGCAAUUGGCCGAUCACGAGAGGCCCAAAGUGCUACCCUGCAGAAACGAUCAAGACGUCCUUUUUGACAUCGAACAGCAACAUGGCGAUGAAAGAGUUGGUGUAAGGAGUGAAAUAGAACGCUCAAGUGAAGAAAAUAAGGGGAAGACGAGGUCGGUAACAGAACCUCAAAGCAUAAUCGUCACAGGAACCGAAAAACUUGAUAACAACACUGAAAAUAGAGAUCAAAAUGACAUGGAACGAAGGACGGAAGACAGGACUUCGCACGAAUAUGACAUUGAUGAGGCUAGUGACGUUCCAGAUGAUAUGGAAGAUACAUUUCAGGAGCCAUACGAUGACUCUGUUGCUUUGAAUCAAACCAACGGAGAAAGAGGAGCAUCAAAGACGGUAGACGUCUCUCAAGCGGGAGACAAAGAUGAAACGGAUGCACUUGACAGCUUUUUUGUGCUUGAUUCGCUCCAAAAUAAUGUGUCUGGUCAAAGGCAAACUAGUGAGGACACUCAUGAGGCUGCUUCGUCAAAUGUUGUCGCUUCUUCAAGUACUCAACCUGAAGUUGAUUUAUUCAAGAGCUUCUUCGUACUUGAAACACCACAAAAAAAUGCAGCUCCUCACGUUGUGGAUUUUACUGGUACCCAAACUUCGGCACUUUAUGAGCAACCUUCACGCGGGGAAGUUGAAGCAGGUACGAGCUCGAAUAGUUAUGGACUUCAAAUUGACGAGAACUUGUAUCAGGAGUACGUUGAGGAAAUGAAGGAGCACGUCUCUAGAUUUGACUUCAAGGAGACAGAAAAGACAACCAACGUCCUUCUUGAUCCACAAGAAAAGUCCGAAGCAAUAUCGUCCUCUCAGGUCGACCAGCAUAUUGACUUUGGAGACGAAGGGCCUGGGUCCGUUUCACCUAAAUUUGCGACACCGUCACAAUAUCAACCUAAAAAUCAUACACAAGGAACUGAUACAAAGAGCAGCCAUCAAACGAAACGACGCAAGCGAGUGUCGAAAAUGCAAAGUAUGUUGAGCUUGAUGAACUCUUCGUCGGACGAAGAUUUCAGUCCAGAUGAGAAUGAUGCAAUAACGAAAAGGAUUUACCAGCGUCGUAGGCAACGACGCAAUGUGGAUGCCAGAAACCAGGGAAGUUUUCUACUUGGAACAACUGGUGCAGAAUCCAACAAUGUUGAUGUGCCUGUCGAGUCUCGUGCUACCAGCACAUCAAACACCCACCGCCUGCAGUCUACCAAUGCAAACGAUUUUGCAGCUGCACCCGAUUUCCAUGCAACAAGCCUGCAGAGUGUGAUAUCGCAAAAAAAGGUCAUUGAAGAUUCCCAAGAUGGUCAGACUGUGACUGCACUUGAUGCUAUCCCCAACGCUGGUGAACCUAACUUGCUCGAAGUUGAGAGAACAAAUUCACAAGUGUAUUCAUCAAACCCUUCAUCGACAAACACAAAUAGCCAACUAUGUCAACAAGGUAGUAGCCAGCUGGUUCAUUCUACAACUGAGAAAGUAAAUGAGGAUGUUGAAGACACCACCUUUGACAUGUCUGCCAUAGCAAUAUCAAUUGAAGAAGCUGCAGUCACUGCCUCCAACAAAACAAAGAAGCAGCGGAAACGAUUGAAGGAAAAAGAGAGAAGCCCUAGCAAUGCCGAAAAGAGAAAACUACCGGACGCAACAAAUGAAAGAGUAUCGAGAACUGACGAAACAGAGGUGCAUUCAGUUGACAUUUCCUCUCAGAUGAAAGAGGGGCUGGAUGGAAUAACGAAGGUUGAGUUAGACAUUGCAAAACGAAUGUUGAGCGAACUUAGUAAAAAAAAAGCGGACGAAUUGACAAGUCUGCAAUUUGCCGAAGUCACAGGUCCUCAGAAGAAAAAGAAAAAUAAAGCCAAUGAAAGCAUGAAAAGAAAGAAUCGAAGAAAGAAGAUGGCUAAGAUGAAAGGAGAUGGUAACGUAUAG